UUCGAAAUUUCUAUUGCUCUUAGCUUAUGCCUUCUACGCAAAUUUAGUGCGACUUAUUGUUAGUGUUUUGGUGACUAUUAAGUGUUAACUAUUGAGUAGUUGUAAUUUGUGUACGGUAUCUUUGAAUUAUUAUGUUCAUUGUAUGAAUACCUAGGUUAAUUAAAUUAAUAUAAAUAAUAUAAUAUUGUAUACACUAUGAGUUUCCUGGGUAAGCUUUUCGGUAGCAAAAAGGAGGAGAAAGGACCAUCAACCGAAGAUGCGAUACAAAAGCUACGAUCUACUGAAGAAAUGCUGAUUAAAAAACAAGAAUUUUUAGAAAAAAAAAUUGAACAGGAGGUAGCGAUAGCAAAAAAAAAUGGUACAACUAAUAAACGAGCUGCAUUACAAGCAUUGAAGCGUAAGAAACGGUACGAACAACAAUUAGCGCAAAUUGAUGGUACUAUGUUAACUAUUGAACAACAGCGAGAAGCGUUAGAAGGUGCGAACACAAAUACAGCAGUAUUAACUACGAUGAAAACUGCUGCUGAUGCACUUAAAUCAGCUCAUCAAAAUAUGAAUGUUGAUGAUGUUCAUAAUAUGAUGGACGAUAUAGCUGAAUCCCAAGAUUUAUCAAAAGAAAUAUCAGAAGCUAUUUCAAAUCCAGUUGCAUUUGGAACUGACGUAGACGAGGAUGAAUUACAAAAAGAAUUGGAAGAGCUAGAACAAGAAGAAUUGGACAAAGAGUUGUUGAAUACAGGCAAGACACCUGUCACCGAUUUGCCAACGCCUGCAGUGCCAACAUUUGAGCCCAGUGGCCGAGGCAAAGCAAAAACUAAAGCUGAAGAAGAUGAUGACGAAAUGAAAGAAUUAGCUAAUUGGGCUUCAUAAAAAUUAUUUGAAAAACUUUUUUGAAAAUAUUUGAUGGUAAACAUGAAAAGAUAAAUAUUUUUAAAUUUAUAAAUGAUCAGUUUAUUUGCUAUUACGUUAUUAUAUAGAUACUAUUUAACACGAAUUUACUGUCAACAUACCAAUUUUUGUUCAUACCAUUCUUUUUAUCCAAGCAAAAAUAAAAUCAAAUAUUUUGCUGUUAAUAAUGUUAUCCAAUCUUUAUCUUUGAAUUCAACAAUUAUUAAUUUAAUUUAUCCAGCAGUGUGAAAAAGAUAAUAGUAAACUAUAUUCACAUUAAUCCAGCUUCUUGUAUAUACAUACUUUCUUAUUGUUAAUUGUGAACAUAUUUUUAAUCAAAUUCAUAAUUAAAAUAAAAUAUUUUAUAUAGAAUAGUAUGCUGUUAAAUUGAUUUAUUUUACUUUUACACUUCUUUUUUUGUAAUUAUAAUUGUAACGAAAAAUAUAUUAAUUUUAUAAC
This is a messenger RNA of Rhopalosiphum maidis (corn leaf aphid), 1344 nucleotides long. It is a transcript of the gene shrb, whose product is annotated as charged multivesicular body protein 4b. Gene Ontology annotation, biological process: vesicle budding from membrane; late endosome to vacuole transport via multivesicular body sorting pathway. The record is from RefSeq and is a predicted model, not a curated record. The transcript has 5 exons. Gene Ontology annotation, cellular component: multivesicular body; cytoplasmic side of plasma membrane; ESCRT III complex. Bases 196 to 867 code for a protein of 223 amino acids. NCBI's taxonomy places the organism in Eukaryota, Metazoa, Arthropoda, Insecta, Hemiptera, Aphididae.